Molecule: messenger RNA, 390 nt
Organism: Pipistrellus nathusii (Nathusius's pipistrelle)
Lineage: Eukaryota; Metazoa; Chordata; Mammalia; Chiroptera; Vespertilionidae
Source: the annotation of a GenBank genome assembly
AUGUUGGGCGAGGACCUGAGAUGCAACAGGUCUGUGUGUCUGAUCCCAGCACUCUACCAAGCACAGAAAGGAAGAACCUGUCCAGAAUUCCUGCAGUAUAGAAAAGGGAGGGAACAUCUCAACAUGAAAAAACUCUAUAAUGAAAAUGAAGGAAAGCUGGAAAGCGAGGGAAAGCCAGAAGAUAAAAUAGAUACAGAGGAUGAAGGAAAGUCAGACGGGAAGGAAAAGCCAGAAGUGAAGAAGAAGCCAGAGCACGAGGGAAAGCUCCAAGAUCAAGGACAGCCAGAUGCUGAGGGGAAACAAGAAAAGCAGAGCAAGUCCCAAUGUGAGGGAAAAGUUCGCAUUGAAGACAAGCCAGAACCCCAGGCCAAACCAACUGCGAGCUGCUGA